Messenger RNA from Alternaria burnsii, 330 nucleotides. RefSeq lists its product as uncharacterized. The record is from RefSeq and is a predicted model, not a curated record. Lineage: Eukaryota; Fungi; Ascomycota; Dothideomycetes; Pleosporales; Pleosporaceae. The transcript has 2 exons. The coding region runs from base 1 to 330 and encodes 109 amino acids.
AUGCGGCAGCUUGUAGGCAUGGUCACCAACGGACAGGUCGUGGACAUGAGGGAGGGCCUGACGGCAUUGUUCGAGAACGCGGGUCUAACGGAAGUGCAAGACGCAAUCGUCGCUGUGCCGGUAGGAGCCAAGGCAAAGGAGGAUGUGCGUGAGCUAAGCUUACAGAGUAUGUUUGCGACAGCUUCGUUCGCCACAGCCACACUUAAGAAGAUACAGCCGGUUGAGCUUAAGGCAGACAUUGAGCCAUUGCCCGCUAGACUUGUGGGACAGCUCCGCAAUACAGGCGAAUCUUACAACCUGUUUGCUCUCUGGGCACAGAAGCCUGAUUGA